Molecule: messenger RNA, 1584 nt
Organism: Triticum turgidum subsp. durum (durum wheat)
Lineage: Eukaryota; Viridiplantae; Streptophyta; Magnoliopsida; Poales; Poaceae
Source: the annotation of a GenBank genome assembly
AUGGUGGUCAGGCGGUCGCCGGCGCGGCGGCGGGGCGUGCGGGUCGGCCCGACCAAGCUCGAGGGCCUGCCGGCCGCGUGGUCGGCCCCCGCCGUGGCCGCCGUCAAGGUCAAGUGGCCCGGCGCCGGCGGGGCGCUCUCGCAGAUGCUCACCGGCAGGCGCGGCGGCCGCGGGGUCACCGCCGUCGAGCCCGUCGGCGGCGACGGCGCCGUCCGCUGGGACGCCGCCGCCGACGCCAACCGCUUCCGCGUCGACGUCGAGCCCAGCGCCAGCCCGCGCGGCGGCGCGGGCGCGGGCGGCGCCGGCCGGCCGGAGCGCGGCGUCUUCUUCUCCGUCCUAUACGUGAACGUGGAGCUGGUGGACCUGAGCACGCCGGCGGAGGUGGAGAGGAGCGUCUCGUUCAGGGAGAAGCCGAGGGCGAACCCCACGCCGGUCCCGACGAUGAGGGAGAUCCACAGGGGCUCCACCUACCACGAGGUUCUUGACCUGAAGCAGCUGCUCGACCUCGCCGAGAAGCAGGGCAGGGUGGCGGUGUACCGGAACAAGCGCAACUCGGACACCAGCAGCGUCAGCAGUGGUGGCAUGAGCAGCAGCAGCAGCACCGUCAGCCUGAGCAGCGCCAGCACCAGCACCAGCGGCGGCGCCAGCCCGGAGCCCGGGUCCACGUCCAAGCGCCGGUUCCUGCCGUGGCGGCGGCGGAGCCGGGAGUCGCUCUCCCAGGAGAUGCCCGUCGCCAAAUGCUGCGUGGGGGACGACGACGAUGCCUGGGAGGCGCGCGAGUUCACGAGCAGGGACUCGGAGACGCGGCUCCGGACGCCUGUCUUCUUCGCGUCCAUCGACCAGCGCGACGACAGCGCCGGCGGCGAGAGCGCGUGCACGGCGCUGGUGGCCGUGCUGGCGGCGGCGCUCCACGCCAACCACCCGCUGAUGCCGACCCGGGCGGAGCUGGACGCGCUCAUCCGGGACGGCUCGUCGGAGUGGAGGCGGCUCUGCGACGACGAGGCGCACAUGGCGCAGUUCCCCAACCGGCACUUCGACCUGGAGACGGUGCUGGCGGCGCGGACGCGGCCCAUCGCCGUGGAGCACGACAGGGCCUUCGUCGGCUUCUUCCAGCCGGAGAGCUUCGCGUCGCUGUCGGGCGCCAUGUCGUUCGACGACAUCUGGCGCGAGAUCAGCGCCGGCGCCGGCGAGCGCGCCCCGGGCGAGGCCGACGUGUACAUCGUCAGCUGGAACGACCACUUCUUCGUGCUCAAGGCGGAGAGCGACUGCUACUACGUGGUGGACACGCUCGGCGAGCGGCUCUUCGAGGGCUGCGACAAGGCCUACAUGCUCAGGUUCGACGCCACGUCGGAGAUGCGCGCCAUGCCGUCGCCGUCGUCCGAGGCGGCGGAGGAGGUGGUGGUCGCCACCGGCAAGGAGUGCUGCGGCGAGUUCAUCAAGAGGUUCCUGGCCGCCAUCCCGCUGAGGGAGGAGCUGCACAUCGAGCAGAGCGGGUGCGCCGACGCCGGCGCGCCGCACCGGCGGCUGCAGAUUGAGUUCCACUUCACCGUGCUGCAGCAGCAGCAGCAAGAUGGAGGGAGAUGA